AUGACAUGGAUCGUGAACAACCUGGAAAGCCUGAGUCUCAUUGGUGUUUUGAAACAUGACAUGGAAGCUUUAUCUCUCUUGCCUCUAGUAACUGUCUCCUCUCCUCUCUGCCAGGCCUAUGGAUCCUCCGGUACAGGAGGCAGCUGGCAAUCCAGCGCCAGUUUGGAAUCCCAUACUGGAGUCAUGGCUAAGCUGCAGGAGCUGGAGAUGCUAAGCGUGGAGGAGAUCCGACGUCUUCAAGAAAACUGACCGCCAUUAAACAAACGGGCUGAAGCUCUGAUGGACACACUCAGGAGGGAAGGGCCGGUUGGUACCCUUCAAGGACUGCAGACCUGCAUAGAAACAGUCCGCUCUUCCAUCUACUGCCGCAUACGUCAUCAUGAUCCAUUGGUGAAGAAACAUUUGGACAGUGUGAAAUAUGACCAGCAACCCACUGCUAGCUCAGUUGGACUCUCUCUGUUGGUCGAAGGCCUUACAGAUGCCCAGCUUCAAGAACAUGACAUUGUGCAGCUGGAAUUAGGCCAGGGUGGAAGAGGUACCCCCCAAAAGAUUGCCCUUGGAAAAAAACUGUUGACGCCACUGUCGAGGGUCAGCCUUCCGCCACGUAUCAUUACUGUAGGAGUUGCAGGAGCUGGUAAAAGUACCCUGGUGAGGCUGUUUGUGGAGAAGUGGGCACGGGGUGAGCUAUGCACUAACAUUCCCUGUUUGUUGACCCUGAACCUCUGGGAGUUGAACGUCUUUGAUCGUCUUUCUGUGGAGAAGUUAAUACGGAUUGCCUGUCCUAGCUGUUCAGUGCCAACUCCCAAUUCCCUUCUGAUUUUGGAUGGCUUGGAUGAGCUUCGAGCCCCACUUGACUUCUCUGAAUCAAUAGCUAGCACUGACCCUCAGAAAGAACUUUCCCCUGAAUGUCUCAUUACCAACAUCCUACGGGGGAACCUUACUGCCCGAUGUUUUGUGUGGGUAACAUCGAGACCAGGAGCUGCUGCUAUGAUUCCUGGAGGACUUGUGGAUCGAAUGACGGAGAUAUCUGGACUUGAAUCAAGUGAAAUUAAGCAGUACAUGGAUCAGCUUUUGCAUGAUACCAAUGGCUUAGCGGACAGGAUCUGUGGGCACCUAGAAGGCCAUCGUUCCUUAAAUGCUUUAUGUUCUGUUCCCACCUUGUGCCAUAUCAUAGGAGUAUCUUUAGGAUUUGCAGCUCAUGCCUAUGAUUCUACAUGUUCUUCUCUACCUAUGACACUCUCCACCAUCUUCUCCUGGUAUCUGAAAGCUCAGUUUACCUACUUAGAGGGAAUAGAGCAACCAAGCAGUGCCCGACGAACUGUUGGCAACUUAGGAAAGUUGGCAUUUCAGGGAUUGCUUAGAAGACGGACUGUAUUUUACGAAUCAGAUUUGAAAUCUUGCGGGAUUGAGACUCCAAUAUUACCAGGAAGCCUUUGUAGUCGGCUGCUGCUGCCCCAGAAUUCACCCUCCUGUCCCGCUUUCGGCUUCUCCCACCUCCUUGUACAGGAGUUCCUGGCAGCUGUCCACUACUAUUCUGCGGCCAAACGUGCCAUAUUUGACCUCUUUGCUGAGGGAGGAGUUUCUUGGCCCAAGUUGGGCUUUCUAAACCAUUACAAAGGUGCAACACAGCUUUUACAAACGGAGGGAGCUCAGCUGUCCAUCUUCCUUCGCUUCCUCUCUGGCUUCCUGUCUUUGCAGGUUGUUAGGGUUUUAGCUGGGUGCCUGCCAAACAAGGAAGAGCCCAGCAGCCACCGUGGGCAAGUAAUGGACUACCUUCAGAGCUUGAUGAGUGCCAGCAAGGCAAUCUCCUGUGGAAUGGUGAACUUAAUGUGCUGCUUGCAUGAGAUGGGCCACACCGAUGUGAUCUGUAUGGUGGAGGAGGCUCUGAAGACCGGAACACUCAGCAGAAAAUUGAGCCCUUUGACUUGCUGUGCUCUUGCAUUCUUACUUAGAACAUCUCGCAGCUGUGCCGAAGAAACAAACCUUUCCCAGUGUCUAAAUUACAAUCUGGUACAAAACUUCCUGCCACAGCUACAGUACUGCACUAACCUCAGAAUGGAGAACAACAACUAAGAUGAUGUGAUGGAGCUUCUGGCUACCAUCCUGCGAGCCAAGGACUGCGCCAUCCAGAAGAUCAGUCUGUCGGAGAACCAGCUGAGUAACAGAGGUGUGAAGGUGCUGGGAAAAGCCCUCAUGGUGAACCGUACGCUCUGCUCCAUUGACCUGCAUGGAAAUGGCAUUGGACCCAGCGGUGCCAAGGCGUUGGCGGAGGCUCUAAAGAACAAUCAAGUACUGCGGAGCUUGAAUCUUCAGAACAACCAGCUCAAGUCUGAAGGAGCGACAUACUUGGCCCAGUCUCUGCUGCUGAACCGUAAGCUGAUGGCCCUGAACAUUCAGAAGAACGGCAUUGCCUGGGAGGGGGCAGAGAGCCUGGCAGCCAGGCCUCAAAGACAAACCAAGUGCCUCCAGGAGCUAUGGUGAGUCCAUGAUUAUAGUUAUCCAAGCAACACGUUGGGAGACCAAGGAGCAACAGCCCUGGCGGCAGCUCUCACCAAGAACUCAGGUUAUAAUUACCUUAGAAGUAAAGUAAUUCCAUCAUGCAACCAAGGCCUUAAAUCUCUGACCAUUGGCCUCAGCAAGAAUCAGAGCCUGAAACACCUAAACUUGCGUGAGAAUUCCAUCAGCAUCGAGGGAGCCCGAGCUCUGGCCCAGGCCCUCCACACCAACACCACACUGACACACUUAGAUCUGACGGCCAACCUUCUGCAUGACGAGGGAGUGGAGGCCUUGUCUGGAGCCCUGAGGGAGAACCACAGUCUGGACACUCUACAUCUCCAGUGGAAUUUCCUACGAGUGGGAUCAGCGAGGUCCCUUGCCGAUGCGCUUCGAGUGAACACGUGUUUACGCUGUUUAGAUCUGCAGGAAAAUGCCAUCGGAGAUGAGGGGGUGUCUGCGCUCUGCAAGGCUCUGCAGGAGAACUCUACUCUUUCAGCUCUCUAUUUACAGGGAACCGCCAUUGGACCAUCCGGGGCACAGGCUCUGGCAGAGACGUUGCUGGUCAAUGAGAGUCUUACCACUCUUGAUCUGCGAGGGAACCACAUCGGCCUUGUAGGAGCCAAAGCCUUGGCAGGAGCUCUCAAAGUUAACUGCACAUUGAAGAUCCUCAACCUGCAGGAAAACUCUAUUGGUCUGGAUGGCGCUAUCUGUUUGGCAAACGCCAUUUCGGGAAACUCUUCUCUCCUGUCUCUCAGUUUACAGGGGAAUAACAUUGGGCCUUCUGGUGCCAAGGUGAUAGUGGAAACCCUGAAGAGCGAUGCUCCGAACUGCACAGUGACCAUAUGAAGAACCGGAGGACAGCGCAGUGCUUGUACAGGACAAGGUUAGGCACUGCAGGAAAAAGAGAACAAUUCAAAGACAAGAGGAUAUGAUGAAAACCCAGCCUGUGGUAUUAUAGAGUUUGCUUCUCAAUCUAUUAAGUGCAAUACUCAGCAAAUCCAUAUUUUAUCCACAUUAAGGCAGAUCUAUCUGAAAGCACAAGUGGGGAGCUCAGAAAAGUGGCACUGCGCUGCUGGCUGUUUGAUGAUUGAAGCUAACCUGGGCCGCCAUCAGGGGGGUACAGGCAUUACACCUGUAAGGGGCCCAGCUGGCACCCUUCACAUUUUUUU
Rana temporaria (common frog) is the source of this 3665-nucleotide messenger RNA. RefSeq names its product NLR family CARD domain containing 3 (gene NLRC3). NCBI's taxonomy places the organism in Eukaryota, Metazoa, Chordata, Amphibia, Anura, Ranidae. Gene Ontology annotation, molecular function: protein binding. The record is from RefSeq and is a predicted model, not a curated record. Gene Ontology annotation, cellular component: cytosol. Gene Ontology annotation, biological process: negative regulation of canonical NF-kappaB signal transduction.